This is a messenger RNA of Lachancea nothofagi CBS 11611, 927 nucleotides long. NCBI's taxonomy places the organism in Eukaryota, Fungi, Ascomycota, Saccharomycetes, Saccharomycetales, Saccharomycetaceae. The record is from the annotation of a GenBank genome assembly.
AUGAUCCACCAGAUGGCACCAUGGGUGCCUCAGUUUAUACAAUCGUGGAAGAAUCAUUCCCAAACGUUUACGCCAUUCUAUUUCGCUACGAUAGACCCAUUGACCAAUAAACCUAAAUGCCGUACCGUCAUUUUCCGUGACUUCCUCUUCCACGACAAGCGCAGUAACGUGCUUACGUUCACGACAGACCUGCGCGGCGACAAGGUCAAGGAAAUCCUAGCUUCGGGUGCCGAAACUGCUCCGUUCGAGGCGUGCUUCUAUUUCCCAAGCACCUGGGAGCAGUAUCGUUUCAGUGGUAAAUGUUUUGUCGUGUCGCAGAAACAAGCGCCACCGAUCUCCAGCAUGUACAACCAAACGGACCCAGGAACCAUAGAGUACCCGAUCUUGUCGCCCGGUGUUUACGGCGAAGACCAGGUGCUGUACCAACAUGAGAACGACCAGGAGUCGGAUCACGAAUCCGACUCCGAGAGCGAAGUCGCGUCCGACGGGACUCGUCCUUCUCCGCCAGAAGCGCGUCGCCCAGAGCUUUCUCGCUGCUCCACGCGCAGCUCGAACGGCCUCAAACACAGCAAUCAUAUCUUGGGACCCAAGGACUACUCCCCUCCACUGGCGAAGGAGUGGAGCUUGGAACUGAAUCGGCAGUGGGCAAACCUGUCGCGUUCUACGAAGGCACAGUUCCGGAAGCCUGAUCCUGGCGUUCCACUCACGUCCGGGACCAGAAAACAGCUCGACAAGAUCCAACGCGGGGUAGACGGCGCCAAGGAAGAUGCUGGCUUUGACCAUUUCGGCGUUGUGUGCCUUUGUAUUGAAGAAGUGGAUUUCUUGAAUCUUAAGGAUGGCCGCGGCGGCGAAAGAUGGAAGUAUCACCGCAACGUCGAUGCUAGCAAUGGCGUAGAGACCUGGAAUGAAGCUGAAGUGUGCCCUUAG